Osmerus eperlanus (European smelt) is the source of this 3716-nucleotide messenger RNA. RefSeq names its product CD44 antigen-like. Lineage: Eukaryota; Metazoa; Chordata; Actinopteri; Osmeriformes; Osmeridae. Gene Ontology annotation, molecular function: cytokine receptor activity; hyaluronic acid binding. Gene Ontology annotation, cellular component: basolateral plasma membrane; plasma membrane; macrophage migration inhibitory factor receptor complex. Gene Ontology annotation, biological process: cell adhesion; positive regulation of ERK1 and ERK2 cascade; inflammatory response. The record is from RefSeq and is a predicted model, not a curated record.
CACACACGCGCACACACGCACCCACAAACCGACCCUCAUUCCUGGCAGAGAAGACAGGACUACAGGAGAGACCAUACACACCUCUUUCUCCUCCAGUUACUCACCUAGCCAUCGCCAGACAUUUUGCCCAGGAUGUGGACUCCUCUUGGGGUCACCUUUGGAUUUCUGGCCUCUUCCAAUUCAGAACCAGCUCAAGUGAAGUCUCGUAGCUGCAGCCAUGCAAAGGUGUUCCAUGUGGAAGGAGCUGAUCGCUACGCACUGACCUUUGACCUGGCCAAGGAGCUGUGUGAAAGUCUAAACGCCACCCUCGCCAGCAAGGAACAGAUCACAGAAGCUUACCAAGAAGACCUGGAGACCUGCAGGUAUGGUUGGAUCAGCAACCAAAAUACCACCAUUCUGCGACACAAGGCACAUCCUAACUGUGCCAACAACUCGACUGGUGUUGUCUUCCUUCAAUUCACACCUGACAAUCUCUUUGAUGCCUACUGCUACGAUGCUAAAGCCGACCCAAAGAAGAACUGUGACCAGGCCAUCAACCAGGACUCCACCGGACCCGACAGCCUCGACGGAGUAGAGGAACAGCUGGCUUCUGACGCUGCAGAUGACACCACUCAGCAGCCUGGGGACCUGGAGGAUGAGGAGAAGGUAUACAUCCAGACACAGACCCCAGACCUAGAGGAUGAGGAGAAGGUAUACAUCCAGACACAGACCCCAGACCUGGAGGAUAUGGAGAAGGAAUACAUCCAGACACAGACCCCAGACCUGGAGGAUAUGGAGAAGGAAUACAUCCAGACACAGACCCCAGACCUGGAGGAUAUGGAGAAGGAAUACAUCCAGACACAGACCCCAGACCUGGAGGAUCACCCAGAGGCUGAGCCCACCUCCCAGCCCGAGGACUCGCACGAGGUCCAUCUCAAAGACGCUGGUGCCGACCCUGCUCUCGACAGCCAGAACACAACCCUCACCCCAGAGACGGAGACCGAGGAUGGCAUCACAACUCCCGAGACCGUCCCUGCCUUCGGAGGGGAGGAGGACUUAGCCGUGCCCGCGUCCACGGACGCCGGUCCGGACGCAUCCGUGGAGGAGGGGCAGACGGAGGGGGCUUCAACGGCGAACCCUGUUGGGGAGGAGGAGCAGGCUGGAGGGAAUGAUACCCAGGGGGCCAGUCCCUCGGGAGAACCUGGACUGACCCUGGAGGACACCACCGGCUCUGGCAUGCUGCCCCCCACCUCCGAGGAGGAGAAGACCAUCACGGUGACACAUGUGGAGAAGCCAGCUGGACCACCGGAGCCCACCAUCGAGGGAGGAAGCAUGGAGGUGAAGGUGGAGGUUAUUGAGAAGAAGGUGAAGGCGGAGGCUAAGGAGGAGGUUGCAGCUCAACCAAAUACCAAAGCCGGCAGGAAGGGACCAGGAGUGGGACCCGCACCUACAGCCGCGGGGCAGCAGGGUGGCUCAAAUUGGGUUGUGGUCAUUGGCGUGAUCGUGGCUGUGGGCGCCAUUCUACUUGUUUGCGCUGCUAUCGCCAAGCGAAAGAGCUUGUGUGGGAAGCAGCAGUCUCUGAUGAUCUCGUCCAAGGACGGCAGCGAAGGCAACGGGGCGGCGUCCUCGGUGGCCGGCUCCCGCGCCCAGGAGCGCGAGCAGGAGAUGGUGACCCUGAUGAACAAGGAGAAGAUCCAGGAGAACGGGAACACGGAGGAGUUCACCGUCAUCACGCUGGAGGAGUCCCCGGAGAAGGAGCAACUGGCAUGAGGGGGGGAGGUGGAGAUGGAGCAGAGGGCGCGGGGGAGGAGGAGUGGUGGAGAAGAGGUGUGGGUGUGCGUGAAGGGGAGAGAGGUUGGGAAGAGGGCGCGGGAGGUCAUGACACUGGGACAAGACGUGAGUGAGAGUGAGAGACAGGCUGGCCGGGACUGUGAUGGACACCUGGGACUGAGAUUGCCUGGCACCGAGUAGACACUGAACAUGCCAGCUAAGGUGUGUUUGUGUGGGUGUUGGAGGGAUGGGAGGGAGGGAAUGGUUUGAGGCUUUUAUGAUCUAAAUGCUUUAGUUAUAUUGUUUAGGUCUGGAGUUUUGCUGUUCUGCCUACCUGUUGCAAGGCACGGGGUCCAGUACUAACCAUCGGUUUUGAGAAGGUAGGCCUUUAAAAGCAGGAAGUACAACAUUCCACUGAAGUCAGGAUAGUCACCAUUAGGGUGGGUACCAAACCAGACUAAAUAGUGCACAGAAGCCCAAUGAAUGACUGGUUUGAAUGGCAUGAUGUGUGUGUAUGUGUGUGUGUGUGUGCGUGUGUGUGUGUGCGUAUGUGUGUAUGUGUGUGCACAAUGUGUGUGAGAGGAGAGAGGAUGACACAGGGGCACAGAAGUGUGGGUGAAAAAGAUUUAGGGGAAGGUUUCGCUGUAAAACAUUGCUGAUAGGGAGUAUCUAGCAGAGUCCUUCCUAUUCUCAAAACAAAACACACAAAACAGCAACAGCCUCAGAAUCUGGUGGACAAAUGAGUUGUCUGUUAAUGAGGCUUUCGUUUAGUAUCAAUGUGUAAUAUCUUUGUUAUUUCUCAUUCUUUUAUUACUCGGUAUUACCGUAACCUUGUGUACAUUUCACGUCUCCUGUGGAUUGGGAUUGGUUGUUUAUUCUUCAAGUAAACUCAAGAUGUCACUAUCUUAAUUUAUGCAGUUUGGAUUCUCUUUUCUGUUUUCCGUUUGAUUGCCUAUGUAUAUACUGUAUGCGCUUUACAAAAUGCCUUAGCAAUAGCUGUCAAUCAUCUUUUAUUGGCAUUUAGGUGCCAUUUGAUCAAAUUUAAAAAAAGAAUGUGUCAUAUUAAGCGCAAUGCCUAUGAGGCAACAAUUGUGAUUUUCAGUAGAACGAGUGGAUGUUGUAUAAAUAAGCUUGAUGUAUAGCAUACAUACACUGUGGAUCCUGAAACACAUUUAGAUGACAUGAAGGACCAUGGCAUGAGCAGUCAUGUUGAGUAGGUUGCGGGGUUACAUGGAUGAUCUGUGUGUUCUAAGAGCUGAUCUAAGAUCUGUUUGACGUCUGGGAUACACACACUAAUCACACGAGUCCUUUCAUCCUCUCAUGCUGGGGGAAACCUGACCGUACACGCUGUCACUUAAGAUUCUUAUUUCAAACUCAACGGUUGUUAACUGUAACCCAUAGCAACCAAGCCGCCGUCUGGAGGAGUAGCUCCAUCCAGGAAAAGGCGUGGUCAGCAGUAACGAUGUAGGAGGGCGAGACACUCGGUCAUGACGAUAACAGCACCAGCACACCACCAGGAAACACGUUAGAGAUAGUCCCUUGCUCCUGCCCUUGCCAUGCCUUGGGAUGGAUGCGACAGGCCGUGACAGGCAGCUCCAGGGUACUGUCUUCACGCCGAUCCGUGUGCCUGCGAGCCUUCAGCUCCACACUCACGCGGGAUUCCCCGGCGAUCCUCACCGCGAGUCUCUCUUUCGUCAUAGAGCAAUCCAUUUGUAUGUGUGGGUAUUGUGAAAUAUUAUCAUGUCCAUAUUUUGUUCUGACAGAUUGUUUAUGGUUUUCACUGAGGCAGAGACGCUUUUGCCAUUUCUCUCCCACCUACGGUAUUUGUUUUUGAGUUGUACUGUUUCAUCCUGAUUCACUCUGAUCAAAUUUAGCAAACGUAUUAAACUAGGUGAGCAUAACGACGAAUUAACAAAUGAUUGUUAAUAAACCCAUUUGUCAUGGUUCAAAUAAAUGUGUAUAGAAGA